CAGGGCUGAUGUACAAACGAAAAAUAGCACAUGAUAAGCCAGUAGGAGCCCUUUCAAGACGUCUGCUAUGGAGGCUAAGAGAUAUCUUGGGCGGUCCCGGUGACACCUAGCCAGUCUUACUCUUGUCGUCGGCAGAGAAGGACCGUGGUUGAGAUACUGACGCAGUUGUUAACAGCGAGAAAAAAAGGAUUCGAAGAUGCCGCCAAAAAAUGCAAAGAAAAAGAAAGCUCAAGAAGCCGCAGCGAAAAGAACUAAGAAGAUGGGGAAAGGGAAGAUACAAAUCGCCCUGAUGAGUCUUCUGGAGGGAGAGGAUAAAAUGAAGAAGGCUAUCAACCAAGCCUUUACAAAGCUGGACACGGAUGGUAGUGGUUUCCUGGAGAAGGAGGAACUAUUCGAAGCGCUGAAUGACGCCCUGGGAGCGGCGGAAGACGAAAAGGGGAUCGGACAGAAGGCGUUCGACAAGUUUUUCGAGAAUUUGGACAAGGACGGUGACGGGAAGAUAUCCAAGGAAGAGUUCACUAAGCGAGCCAGAAACCUCUUCAAGAAGAUGCACGAGGAGCCGGACGGCGACGAUGACUAGCGCCCGAGCACGUCCAUGCCGUGACUUUCUUCAAUAUGUUUCAGUGGAAUUAUGUCUUUGCAAACAGGAUAUAUGUCCUAAGUAAACUGGAUGUCACGGAGAGUGUGUGUAGAGUAUAAUCAUGACAUCCUCUUAUGCCUGGGCCUCCGCUUAUGUAUAUCAAGCAACCACCCAGCCGUACCCGUCUGUGAUACGUCCAAGCCAGCUGUCACCAGCCAAUCACGUCGCCUCCUACGGUUAAGAGGAAACGUAAUUGGCUGGUACCUUUGCUCCAACAAUAAAAGUUUAUUGGCUGACGGUUGGCUAGCACAUGCACAACGCAGCGAGAAGGACAUAUUGCAGGUCUGUGCUCUCCAAACGCGCAGAGGUUUGACUCCGGCUGUUUUUGACGUGUUUUAGACGUUUUUGUCAGGCUCUCUAUUUUGUACCAUUUUCUUCAUAUCCACAGGUGGAAAAAUAGAAAGCCUGACAAAAACACCUAAAACACGUCCAAAACACAGCCGAAGCCGAACCUGUGCUUGUAGAGAAGCAGGGUCUUUGCUUGCUAUACACAGGCCGUGGUCCUGGCAUGAAAGAAGGAAUGUUGACGGCGGCUUGAAUAAAAGUGCGAGGAGUUCCUGGCAAACUCUGGCAUA
Molecule: messenger RNA, 1215 nt
Organism: Branchiostoma floridae (Florida lancelet)
Lineage: Eukaryota; Metazoa; Chordata; Leptocardii; Amphioxiformes; Branchiostomatidae
Product: calsensin-like
Exons: 6
Coding region: 197-580 (127 amino acids)
Molecular function (GO): calcium ion binding
Source: RefSeq, a predicted model, not a curated record